Messenger RNA from Phlebotomus papatasi, 2511 nucleotides. Its product is annotated as lachesin. The record is from RefSeq and is a predicted model, not a curated record. Bases 609 to 2168 code for a protein of 519 amino acids. Gene Ontology annotation, cellular component: axon; plasma membrane; neuronal cell body. Gene Ontology annotation, molecular function: protein binding; axon guidance receptor activity. NCBI's taxonomy places the organism in Eukaryota, Metazoa, Arthropoda, Insecta, Diptera, Psychodidae. Gene Ontology annotation, biological process: homophilic cell-cell adhesion; synapse organization. The transcript is spliced from 13 exons.
UCAACGAGUGGUUUGCCUGCCACUCAAUUCAGUCUUGCCCGUCAGUUGGUUGGUCUCCUUCGGACGACUUACACGCUUGAGGAUUGUUCUUUAUCUUCGCGCCCUUUUACUCGCCCGAUACUCUCGUGUGACACGUUCGGCGGAAAGUGUCUGUGGAAAUUUCUGUGAGUGGUCUGCUUUUUCUCCAAGAAGUGACUUUGUCGUAAGGACAAAAUUCAGUGGUGGUGUUGUGAAAAGUUCUAACUGAAAAAAAAGAAAGGUUCUUGAGGUUACCAGGAUCUUCCAGCUGAUCACCAAGACAGCCCUAUUUGGGGGAUUUUCCAAGAUACGGGUACCGUGAUGAAAAUUUAACGGAGAAUUUCCUCAACAACACCAUCCCGCGCACCAACGGAAAAGAAAGUUCUUAAGCUAAUUUACAAGUGUAUCACCCUACUGGCUGCAAUUUCCUGACCAGAUCAAAGAAGUGCAUCGGUUUGUUUUUGACUUUUCCGGGAAAAUUGCGCAAUCAAUUCGGAAUUUGCAGUCAUUCUUUUGAUGACUCUGUGGAUGCCCAAGGGGCUCUGGUGACGAAUAAAAGUGCGUUUUCUGGACAAAAGUGAGUGUUUUUUAUGAGGGACAUGGCGCACAAUCCGACGGGAAUGAUGAGUGGAAGUUCUUGGAUGAGUUUUGCAGUGAAAUUCAUCGUAAUUCUCAGUGCCAUCGCACAAAUCAAGACUGAUUCUCAUGCUCAAUCGCUGUCGAAAGGUGAACCCAUGUUCAUAAGCAGAUCUGAAACUUUUAAAUUCGUCGCAGGAGAAACUAUUCAGCUGCCAUGUGAGGUAUCAAAUACAGAAAACUACAUUGUGGCCUGGAAACGAGGGAUUGCCAUACUGUCAGCCGGCACAGUUAAAGUGACUCCAGACCCACGGGUGCGAUUAGUUAAUGGAUUUUCCUUGCAAAUUAGAGACGCAGUGCCACAAGACGGUGGUGAUUACAUAUGUCAAAUAGCUACUCUGGAGCCAAGGGAAAUUACACACACCGUGGAAAUUCUAGUUCCGCCAAAGAUCAAUCACAUCACUUCGGGGGGACACUUGCAGGUGAAGAAGGGGGCUUCAGUAAGAAUUGAGUGUUCAGCAUCGGGAAAUCCCACUCCUAAUAUCACCUGGACUAGAAGAAACAACAUUCUGCCAAACGGUGAAGAGCGACUUUUCUCACCAAUCUUAUCCAUUGAGAACAUGGACCGACACAAAAGUGGCAUUUAUAUUUGUCAGGCAAGAAAUGGUGUUGGUCAGCCUGCCAGCAGUCAAGUUGUGCUUCAUGUUCUAUAUCCACCUGAAAUAAGUGUGGAGACACCAGUUGUGUACUCUGGCGAGGGGGAAGAGGCCAUGAUCGUGUGUAUUGUACAUGGAGAAGCCCAACCAGAGGUCACAUGGUUCAAGGAGACGAUGCAAUUGGACACGACUGAACGGCACAUCAUGGAGAAUCGAGGCUCACGUCACACGCUGAUUAUCCGGAAAGUUCACCUGCAGGAUUUCGGCAACUAUUCCUGUGUGGCCGAGAAUCCCCUGGGAAAAGCGAGACAAACUUUGGCCCUCAGCGGAAAACCCAAUACGGCAAUCUUCCGGUCGGCGCCCAUUAGUCAAUACAAAGACAGGUACAAUAUUUCAUGGACUGUCGACUCACAUUCUCCCGUCGAGGAAUUCAAAUUGUUUUUCCGGCGAGUGCCCCAGGGGCAUGAGAUUGACAACAGCAUAGAGCAGUCACAGCCGCUCCAGCAUCAGGGUGUCAUCUACAGUCAGAGAGGAUAUAGUACUGGACACCACUGGCUACCUCCACGUUCAGAAUGGCGGGAUGUUGUCUUACCUGCCAUUCCGUUAUCUCACCACUUUACCCAAGGCAAGAGCUACAUGAUCCGAAAUCUCGAUCCCAACCAACAGUACGAGGCUAAAGUGCAGGCCAGGAAUCGGUAUGGCUGGAGUGAGUUGUCUGAGAGUUUCGAGUUCAGCACUUCAAUGAAUGAUGAAUAUACCGAUAUCGCGACUCUUAUCAACCGUGGCCUCUCAGAUUCCGAAAUGCGAGAUAUGGGUGUAACAUUCUACAGUAGUCAUGGACGAUCUCUCAUCUUUAGUGGUAGAUAUUUCCAGAUAUUUAUGCAAAUCCUCAUAUUUUUGAUAUACUUUUGUAUGUAAAGAAGGCAGUCAGAGUAAAAAGAAUCUCCCACAAAUCACUAUAAGAGAAAAUUUUCAAUCAAUAGAAGACAAAAAGCAUUGCACAGUCCAUUUUCUCAAAUCCUCUUUCUCUCAAUUGAUCUCCUGAGGAUGGUCUUUGGAGAAUAAAGCAAAAAAAAAUGUAGAUUCUCCUUAGAAGAAAACCCAUUUGUAAAUAAGUAAAUAGAUGAUAAAAAAUUUAAAUUUCCUUCACAAUUCUGCUCCAAAAUAGCAAAAUCCGCAGAGACACAAAAAGGAUAGAUGAUUUUCGUGAAACAAAAAAGAAUAACAAAAGAAAAAUAAGGAAAACAUACAAAAAACAAAA